AUGGAGGCGUUUCUGGGGUCUUGGAAGUUGGAAAAGAGCGAGCAUUUCGACGAGGUGAUGCAAAAACUUGGAGUGGGCUUCCUCACCCGCCAAGCCGGCAAACUCGCAAAGCCCACCCUCAUUGUCUCCUGUCUUGGAGAUGGAAAGUACAAGAUGCGGUCGGAAAGCACCUUCAAGAACACCGAGUUUGAAUUUAAGUUGGGUGAGGAGUUCAAGGAGGAAACUCCAGACGGCCGGACUGUCCAAUCCACCAUCACGCUUGACGGCGACACUUUAAAACAGGUUCAGGUUGGGGAGAAAACCACUUACAUCGAUCGUGUCAUUGAGGGCAAUGAACUAAAAACGAUCGUUAAGGUAGAUGACGUCGUGAGCACCCGAAUCUACGUGAAGAUCUAG
Mesocestoides corti is the source of this 396-nucleotide messenger RNA. Lineage: Eukaryota; Metazoa; Platyhelminthes; Cestoda; Cyclophyllidea; Mesocestoididae. The record is from the annotation of a GenBank genome assembly.